AUGGCACCUCAGAUGAAGGGAUUGACGCAGUUCAUCAUGGACUUGCGGGCAGCACAGGAUGCUGCGGAGGAAAGAAAACGCAUAAACGUUGAAGUGAGUAAUAUUCGCGCCAAGUUUGCUACAUCGCUCACCUCGUAUCAGAAGAAGAAGUACGUCUGCAAACUCAUCUACAUAUACCUAUUAGGGCUUUCAGAAGAAGUGAGGUUUGGCCUCGAUCAGGCGUACGAUCUUUUGUCCUCGUCCAAUUAUCUGGAGAAGCAAUUGGGGUAUCUUCUGGUGUCUUUGUUGCUGAACCGAACAGGCAUAACUCCAUUGAACUUUGUUCAGGAGUUGAUAGAAAGAACACAAACGCAUUUGAUUCGAGACUUGCGUGUAGACUCGGACGACAUCAACAUUUUGGCAUUGCUGUUCAUUGCAUCAAAUUUCAACUUUCCGGCCGUUGGACAUCAGAAAACGGUCAUCAUCACUAACACAGACCCAACGGCUGAGUUCUGGCAGGAAUUGAUUCCGCUAGUAUAUGGGCUUUGUGUCUCCCCCACUUCCACCAAUUUGGUGAAGAAGAAGGCGUCUGUUGCCUUGCUUGCAUUGCUCCGACUCUGUCCCUCGGUAUUGAUAACGAAUGAUAAUUGGAUCCCACGGCUUCUUUCACUCAUCGACGACACCGACAUAUCCCUAAUUCUCAGCGCUGUGCCAUUGGCAUCGCUUCUAACUGAAUUUAAACCGAGCUAUGCCAAGGCGAUCAUGCCCUCUGUUGCUCAACGUUUGUAUUCACUCGUGGUGGAUGCAACAUGUCCUUCUGAUGAAUUUUAUUACGAUACGCCUUCUCCAUGGUUGGUUAUUAAGCUCCUCCAGCUAACAGAACACUACUUCGUCAAAACUGGGUCCUCUGACUCGUUAGAUGCCACCACCGUCCAGAGUAUCCGUCUCGUGGUAUCUCGAUCCAUUCAAAAUGCUUUGGUUCCCAGACUGGCCCAAACUAGCCGUAACACGCACUCGGCCAUCCUAUUUCAGGCUGUCUCCAUACUGACAUAUUUAGACGCGUCACCAGACGCUCUCUCGGGUGCUGUUAAAGCUCUUGUGCAAUUAAUUGAUUCGCAAGAGACAAACACUCGAUACCUAGCACUCGAUACGCUCAUCAAAUUGGUUGCAAGAUCGGAAGCUAAAAUCCCUUUCGUAGAGCAUUUGGAAAAAAUAUUCACUUCUUUGCAUAACAAAGAUAUUUCGGUUCGGAGAAAAACAAUUGAUUUGCUAUAUAUCGUUUGUGACGAAAUGUCAUAUACUCAAAUUGUGAACCAUCUUUUGGACUACUAUCCGUCUUCUGAGACAUCCUUGAGAGCAAGUAUUUCCGUGAAGAUUGCCCUCAUAGCGGAGCGUUUUGCCACAGAUUCUACGUGGUAUGUCUCAUCAAUGCUCCGAUUAUUAUCUAUUAGUGGCUCUACUGCCAAUCCAAAUGUGAGAAUUGAUGGUGUGCUUGAGGGCGAGGUUUGGGAAAGAGUUGCCCAAGUUAUUGUGAACAAUGAAGAUUUGACUAUCAAAGCAUGCAAGUAUAUUGUCAAUAUACUUCGAAAAUCUUCUGGUGCUCCUGAGGGAGACUCUUUAAUGAAAGUCUCUGCAUUUGUCCUCGGGGAGUUCGGAUACAAGUUGGCUGAACAGAGUAACUCUGAAAACGAACAGUUCGGUAUCAAUAGCCAGUUUCAAAUUCUAUAUGAUUCCUACUUCACUUCAAGUCUUCUGACAAGGCCUCUUAUAUUGAGUGCUUUCCUCAAAUUCAUCAAUCGCUUUCCCAAGGCAGAUUUUGUACCUGAUAUCAUGGAUCUACUAGAAGUAGAGACGCUUUCACUAGACUUGGAAAUCCAAAAUCGAGCAAGCGAAUUUUUGAAAAUCGCCACAUUUUUGGUCAGCUCAAAUUACGAAGAUGUUUCUUUUGCGAAGAGUCUUCUUUUGCCCUUGCCUCCAUUUGAAAAUAAGGAAAACAAACUUCUUCGACAAUUAGGUAGCUUGGCCUUGGUAAACAGAAGCACGUCAUCUUUUAAAAGAACUCUCGUGGGUUCACCAGCUCCAAAUGGACCAGAUAAUAGUGAGAACUUUGAUGAGAAGAGUAAUCCUUUCUUCGAGGACGAGGCUCCAAAACCACUUCCCCUUACUCCAAAUUGGUAUGGAGGAUACCAUCGUAUGUUGCAAUAUGAUGCAGGUAUUUUUUACGAAGAUCAGUUGGUAAAAUUGACAUACAAGAUUCAACGAUCCGGCUAUGCCUACACAAUUAGUUUCACUAUCAUCAACAAUGCAGCAAGAAAUUCCGGCGCUACUAUCAGCGCAUUCACAGUAUCUGACAUAUCGACUGAUAACAAAGGUGAGUACAUAGUCAAUUUGACUAAAACUCCGGACCUGACAAUCACGGAUAGAUCCUCGAUGGAGUUCGAGGCUCGUAUAUGUGAUAUAGUGGAAAACAAGUGUGGACCGGUGAUUUCAAUUAGCUACAAGUGCAGUGGCUCGUUCAAUUCGCUUCGCUUAAAAAUACCUAUAAGUCUUCUGAAAGGAUUGUCGGGAACAACCAUGGCCUCUAUUGACGACUUUAAAAAGAGAUGGGUUCAAAUUGGAACCUUACUUGGAGUCGAAGAAGGAGAGCUGAGUGGAUUACUAUGUGCCCCUCAUCGAUACAACUGUGCCUUCUUGGCUAGCACAUUACAGAGAAUUGGUUUCGCAAUCGUUCAAAAAACACCAGAUAACCCCGGCGAAAAUAUUAUGAUCACUGGCGCGGGUAUUUUGAAAACGCUUAAGUCAAAUUACGGUGUAUUGAUCUCGUUACGUAGCACCGAUCUGGACGCUAAGGCAUUUCAGUUGACUGUACGUGCAACUGGCGCAGGAUUAUCUGCCAUUAUGUUCGGACUUGUUCAGGAAAUUUUGAGUCUUCAAAAUUGA
This is a messenger RNA of Australozyma saopauloensis, 2919 nucleotides long. RefSeq lists its product as uncharacterized. Lineage: Eukaryota; Fungi; Ascomycota; Pichiomycetes; Serinales; Metschnikowiaceae. Gene Ontology annotation, molecular function: clathrin-cargo adaptor activity. The record is from RefSeq and is a predicted model, not a curated record. Gene Ontology annotation, biological process: clathrin-dependent endocytosis; intracellular protein transport. The coding region runs from base 1 to 2919 and encodes 972 amino acids. The transcript has a single exon. Gene Ontology annotation, cellular component: AP-2 adaptor complex; membrane coat.